Rhipicephalus sanguineus (brown dog tick) is the source of this 945-nucleotide messenger RNA. RefSeq lists its product as uncharacterized. Gene Ontology annotation, molecular function: DNA binding. Gene Ontology annotation, biological process: negative regulation of DNA-templated transcription. Lineage: Eukaryota; Metazoa; Arthropoda; Arachnida; Ixodida; Ixodidae. The record is from RefSeq and is a predicted model, not a curated record. The transcript has 5 exons. The coding region runs from base 38 to 919 and encodes 293 amino acids.
GUCUCAUUCUCUGGCUGACCGUUAAUUAACCUACACGAUGUACGCUCUGGUCCGGUUCCGCGAUGAUAACGCCAAGGUUGUCGUCAGCGUGAGUAAGAUGAAGCACUUCGCAGCUAAUGAUGUGCACGAUUUCGAUUCGAAAAAAUGGUACCAAGUGUACUGGCAGGACGAGAAGCAAAAAGGGUAUUUCAAGGCCCAAGUGCUUCGAUUGUUUGAAACACAGGAGGAAGCGGAACAACAAGAAAAAACGAGUUCCUUGGCCAAAGCCUCCGGUGUCGGACGACAGCGAUGUCUCAUCGGUCUCAAGCGCAGCCUCGCUAGCGGAGAAAGCCACUGGCUGUCUAAGGAAAAACAGCCUCGCUGCGUGCAUCAACUCCAGCAAAAACCUUCACCACCGGUGCGGGUUUCACCUGAAAGAGCAGAAACUACUUCACCGGCUGUGCUUGCACCUGAUCAGGCAUUGUCGACCAGGCCAGAGUCCUCAGAAGAGGCUAAUCAAAACUCAGUAAGCCAGGAGGACUCUGAAAGCAGCGAGACGCGGGGACCCCCAAAGCAGUUUUCACAGAUUGGCAAUGAGGUGUUCCUGGGCAGCGGUGUGUGGAUACAAAAAUCAGUUUAUGACCAUCUGAUGCAGCGCCCGAAAGAUGGCAUUUUUGUUCGAGAGGCCAGUGUAAAAAUAUUUUCAACUGCUGGCCUCUUUAACAGAAGUGUCACGGGCGCUGCAUCAAAUAGAACUAAAACAGAAGCCAAGCAACCCUUGGAUCCAGCAAAAUAUGGUGUUCUGAAAGAAUUUUUCCACCACUACCUUGAACGGCGGUGCAGCAGCCCUGCCGAACUUGCCUUGAGACACAGUUGUGUCGGAAAAAUAGUGGCAUGUAAAAUAGCAGACCUAAUGAAGGGACAGAAAAGGCCCUUGUAGAUUUGAGUUUUUAUAAUAUAUUUUGA